Molecule: messenger RNA, 2914 nt
Organism: Boeremia exigua
Lineage: Eukaryota; Fungi; Ascomycota; Dothideomycetes; Pleosporales; Didymellaceae
Exons: 1
Coding region: 464-2560 (698 amino acids)
Source: RefSeq, a predicted model, not a curated record
CCAGCCUCGUUCCUCAUUAACCUCAUUAAACGAAAAGUAGGUAAUCAAUCUGGAUAUAGCUAAUGCAGGGUCGAAAGAUAACAUGGUCCCACGAAACAUCGCCCGUGACGCUUUGCAAUCGAGGAAGAGGAUGGCACUGUCCUUCAACAACAACACGAAAUGCUCAUUCCUGAGAGACAAGACUCGGUCUCUCAGGGUCUAAAACCUAUCCCGUAAGGAGAUCUUGAUCGUCACUCAGGCGCGAGUAUUCAGCCAAGCAGCUCUUAGCCGCGUGCGGCAUUGAGGUCCUAGCCGUCUUGAUUGUUUCUGGUCUUUGUUCUACAUUGGAUGUACGCCAUUACUGGGAACGUGUGCUCAGCCACGUGCGAUGGCUUUAACGGCAUCUCUUUGUCAGGUAAUAUUCUAGAAGAAGGCCAAGGUAGCGCUUGUAUUCUUCAAUAGUACCGUUCGCGAAAGUCGAGGAAUGACCUCUUCCAAAAAACCGUCUCCGGACAAGCACAGCAUGUUAUAUUCUUCACGUCUACAAGGAAUGCAACGCCCAGUCCGAUCGUUCAGGUCCUUUAUUCGUGCGAUACCACCGCGUACGAAUCCGAACAAGCCUCUACCGCCAUUACCAGUCAAGUCUGAGGAAACGAGGAGCCCGUCUUUGUCGUCAAUACUUACUAUUCAGACUCGAAGUACCAGAUUGUCCUUGUGGGAAGCGCCCCCUAGCUGGGAUAACAACGAAAACUGUCAAGAGCAGUUGACGCCUCCGUUCGCUCUUCGGGAAUACUCUCCUCUCAUACCAGAACCACCGGAAGACAUCGCGGCAAUGCAGGCAGAUCCCAUCCUCUGGCAACAAGGCCACGGUCCGUUCCAACAAACGCUCUUGGACCCUAUUCGGGAGCGUACUGCAGUCACGCCCGAGGUCCCACCUCGCAAUCCUUCCAGACCAACACUAUCGGCGUCAUACCCAGCCUCGACCAUAAGGGUUUCGAGAGACACACUGCCGUCGGUAUAUUCAAGACACUCAACAAGUACGCACGGGGAUGGAUUACUAGUAGAAAGUCUUGAGAACGAUUCUGUAGGAUCUCCCACAGAACUACCGUCUCCUCUGGACCUCGUUUCUGCUCUGAAAGAUAUGUCGAUGACCGAAAGAGCGAUCAGUUCGCUUGGUCCGGGUUCGCGGCGUGAUCAAGGUAUUAUGUGGGACAAUCAGCAUCAGCGCUCAGACUCUGCACAGCUCGAGGGUGAGCCCAGCAUGAAUUUGCAGGACAACAAGCUCGAAACAUUCAGGAAAGGGAGCGCUAUCCCAGAAGACAUCUCCGAUAGAUCAGAUGACCUUGAACUCAGCGACAAGAUGCAAGCUUUGAUCUUCGCCCAGGACUAUCACAAUGUCCUUGCACGUCAAAGUCUUGAUGACAAUGAUCAAUACCGGCACAACGAUCAAGCGAGGACGCUUCCUCAAAAUCCCGAAUACACUCCUCGGCCUUUGAUGUGGAAGAAAGACUCUGGGUGCCCACCACCAUCGACAAUGCCUGAACGCCCGCAGCUACCGGCUACUUCCUCUUCUGGACGAUAUAGGAAUCUCAGGAUGAUGAGUUCAUGGAUCAACCAUCGCAAACGGAAAGAUCCGCGUACUGGGCUUAAUCAACGAUCCAUCAGCGACCCUGCGGGUAUUUCGCACGCUAAGCUUCCUGAGUCUGAUGUGGAUCAACAGAUAAAGAACGAGGCACGCCUCGCAAACUUCGUUCAGCAGGGUAAAGACCUUAUAUCUCGUAAAAUACUGCGCAGGCAAUCUGAGCCUCCGACGCCUCUACUCAUCUCGCUCCCAAUACCUCAACAAUCUUGUCAAACGCCUACAAACCCUCCGGCCUUCGUCGCCCCGUUCGAGCUGGCGAAACCUGUAUUCCGCCUACCAGGUGGUCUUACAGUAGUACGCCAGACCUCAUCGUCGAUGCUACGGCCGCAGACUGCUGACGGCUCAUCAACGCUGCCCUCUGGCGAUCGCUCAUGGCUCGACUUUCUCGUCCAGGAACCAGUCCACUAUAAUCUCUCGCGUCGCGGUUCGACUCAGGGUAUCGACUCCCAACCACAGGCUGCGCGUCCAAGUACCCACGAACGGAAUAUUGCUUCACCUCUAGCUCUACCUCGAGCUCCAGGAUUCUUCUCACGCUCCACGAUAUCUCUCCCCACCCCAGUACCGCACGAGGAUCCCUCCUUAUCACCAUCGACCUACAAACCCCCACAAUCACGCCGUCGAUCGCACAACAUCGGCUCGCUGCUCACUACAUCACCUCCGUCUCAUGGCGCCGAACAUCUGGUCCCAGAAUCCUUAGAGAACGUGAUCCACAAACUGAACGUGUUCGAAAAGGCAAGGCAUGCCCACGAUGCGUGGAAGAAGCACCAGAAGAACCUCAAGAGUGAGAAACUCAAGCAGAGUAUAAGGCUGGUUGGACCUGCACCUGACUCCAAAAACAUUGCGGGAUAUAUCGAGAGUGCGGUUCAUGGGCGAGAGAGUGGGGAUAGUGGGAUUGGUGUGGGACAGUUGCCGGGGCAUGCACUGAAAGGGACGUGUUAAUUUUACAUCUUUUGUAGUGUGCGUUGUAGACUAAUGUUUGAUGUUAUACACGCGUUCACCAAGACGUUAUCAGCUCUUUACAUACAUAAUACACAAACCACGCUCGCCAAAGUAGCAAUCUGGUCAGUCUCUCGAGAAGCUGUGCGCAACAGCUCGCAUGCUCUCAAGCUGUGAGUCUGGCUACAGUCCACUCAUUGAAGCAGUGGGAGGGAGCAGACAUAACGUUGAAGAAGCAGAAUGCCAUUACUUCAUCCAUCAGUAAGAAGUGUUGGAACCUCCCGCACAUUAUGUACUAUGGACGAGAGAUGGUCUAAAAAAUGAAAAACAGCAGAUGGCGGUGUAUCCAAAAACCUA